Prunus dulcis (almond) is the source of this 420-nucleotide messenger RNA. Its product is annotated as putative glycine-rich cell wall structural protein 1. The transcript is spliced from 3 exons. NCBI's taxonomy places the organism in Eukaryota, Viridiplantae, Streptophyta, Magnoliopsida, Rosales, Rosaceae. The record is from RefSeq and is a predicted model, not a curated record. Bases 1 to 420 code for a protein of 139 amino acids.
AUGAGGCUGGAUGGAUGGAAGAUCUGCUUGGAGAUUCUGUUUUCAUCAGCUUUUGUGGCUGAUAUGUUAUUUGUUCUGCCUGAGCUGAGGGGUUACAUCUGGAUUCUUUCCUUUUCUGGCAGAACUGUUUAUAGCAAUGGUGGUGGCGGUGAUAGCGAUGGUGGUGAUGGCAAUGGCGGUGGUGAUGGUGGUUUAUGGGGGAGUUGCAGGGGCAGUGAUGGUAACGAUGCUGGCAGUGGCUAUGGUGAUGGUGACAGUGGGGCUAAUUGUGGAGGUGGGGGUAAGGGUGGUGGCGGUGGUGGUGGAGGUAGUGGCGGUGGCAGUGAUGAUGAUGGUGCUGGCAGUGGUGGUGGUGAAGGUGGGGGUGAUGGAAGGGCUGGCAGUGCGGGUAACGGUGGGUGGUGGUGUUGGCAGCGAUGA